Necator americanus (New World hookworm) is the source of this 2547-nucleotide messenger RNA. RefSeq lists its product as uncharacterized. Gene Ontology annotation, molecular function: MAP kinase activity; ATP binding. NCBI's taxonomy places the organism in Eukaryota, Metazoa, Nematoda, Chromadorea, Rhabditida, Ancylostomatidae. Bases 1 to 2547 code for a protein of 848 amino acids. Gene Ontology annotation, biological process: intracellular signal transduction; protein phosphorylation. The transcript has 24 exons. The record is from RefSeq and is a predicted model, not a curated record. Gene Ontology annotation, cellular component: cytoplasm; nucleus.
AUGAUGGGCGGAAAGCGAGGUCGCUCCACCACACUCAAUGGCCAAGAGCGCGUUCGGACUCACUUGCUAUUCUCAAAGCAGACGGAACGACAGCAUCAGAAACGGAAGAGGAGAGCACAAAAUAAACUACAUCAAGUCACUCACAAGAAGGACGAAAUGAUACAGACUGGUGCCGGUGAGCUGGACCCAUCUCAAUGGACAGGUAAUCAACGAGUGUUGCACUUUGGACCCAUGGCUCAGAGAGAUCCUUACUUCUAUUACUAUCCGAAGGGAUGGGAUGUUCUGUAUCCCGCUCACUUUGGAUUUUUUCCUUACCGCACUACGAAAUUCCGAGGCUCAUCAUCCGUUGUGUGCAUCUGUGCCUUUGGCGUGUUCAUGAUUUUAGGAGGAGCUCUCAUGGUGUACAUGGGUUUCUUUGUUAUGCAUGAUUCACCGUUUUGGACAUGGUCAUCAGAUCGCAAACAACGUCCACCACCAAUUCAAGUUGCUGGACCAUUGUUUUUUAUCCUAGGAGUCAUUCUUGUACUAGCAGCUACUCUUUAUUCUCUGAUUACUUCAAGCUUUUUCAAGAUGUAUUUACACCAUACAAAACAACACGAUGAACCAGCUAGAGUGACGACAAUAACAACAACAUAUCAGGCCGCACCUCCUAUAUUUGAGAAGCAUCCAUACCAGCCACUUCCACCUCCUGCCUAUCCUGUCCUAGAGAACAAAUAUGCACAUUCGUCAAUUGUUCGUCCGCAUGAUGAAAUGAAGUUGUACCCUCCAGUUAUUCCUGGAUAUUCUACACUAUCCUUACAUCGAAAGUCACCGAGUAGUAUCUUCAUAGCAAGUCCAUACAAUACGUUGCGGGCUACCAGUGUUGCGAGGCAUCAAUCCGGUGUGGAAACCCGAUCAUCUAUUGCAGAACAGAGACGAGCUGGUUCAAUAGUCACUCGAAAGCAGUCGACUGAAAGUGGAAGUCAUAAACGAUCGAAGAGUGCUGGGCCACUCAACAGAAGCUCCUCGGCAAGAAGCUCAAUCCGCCAACGCUAUCGUGAAAAUAGCCAUUAUCCACAGGUUGAGUUCCGGAACAGUGAUCGCCGCUAUCCUGACUUUCUUGUAGCCGUUGAGUACACCUUUCCCGUUUCGUUAAUGGGUAACUCAUUCCACUGCCUUCACCUCGUGCGAGAGAAAAAAUUUGUUCCUAUCGAUGACCACAAGUCGCGCACGAUCGUGAAUUUCACGCCCGUUGCUCGUCCAGAAACCAUUGAAGAAAAUAUGGUGGAAGGGAGUGUUCGAAACGAACAAGCGAGUGUUGUUGCAAACGGCGGUAGUGACGAUGAGCCUUCACCAAAUGACGCAGAUGUAAGUGGUCCAGGAUUAACGACUUCAGAUACCGUGGUGGACGCACAAUCGGCUCCGGUGGAAUGCAAACCUGUUCAACGAAGAUUUAACUAUGUACCUGUGAACACCGUUAGUUUUGCACUUCCGGAGGGUUACUCAACGUCUCGCAGUGACAUCGAAUUCCUUGGUUCUGGCGCUUAUGGUAAUGUAAUCAAAACAAUAGUGGAAUGUCGUGAUGGAGAAGUGCGUGCAGUGGCUGUAAAGAAGUUCAGGGAUCCGUUUUGUGAUCAGUUGCAGGCGCGGAUGAUAUACAGAGAGAUUAAAUUGUUGCAAAUAAUGAGACAUGAUGGCGUCAUUCGUGCUAUUGAUCUAUACACGCCGAACACUGUUGAGCAUGAGUUCAAAGACGUAUAUGUGGUUACGGAGUUUGCCGGCGACAGCAUAGUGAAAAUACUGCACGACCAAAAAGUUACUGGUAGAACUCACAUCACUCCUGAACACGUUCCUUUUAUCAUAUAUCAGCUGCUGAGAGUCUUGAAGUAUAUUCAUUCAGCAAAUAUAAUCCACAGAGAUUUGAAACCGGGAAAUUUGGCAUUGACCAGUGACAGCGAUUUGACAGUUUUGGAUUUCGGUAUGGCUAGAUCAUUAGAACGCACAGAGACAUCGCUUACUCAGUAUGUUAUGACGCGAUGGUAUCGAAGUCCGGAAGUCAUUUAUUGGAAUAUUGACGGCUACAACGAGCAAGUGGAUGUAUGGUCUGUUGGUUGCAUAACAGCAGAAUUGAUGCUUGGGAAACCUCUCUUCCCUGGGGAAGACACAAAUGCGCAGUAUGAGAUGAUAACGAGUUUGUGCGGAAGCCCUGACGAAGACCUGAUGAGAAAGAUAGAAGCUAAUAGUCCUGCAACACGUAGAGUAGUCGAAUCAUAUCCACAUCAUGAACGUCAGAAUUUCUCACAGCGAUUCGCCGGAUGCCCACCGUUAUUCAUUGAUUUUCUCGACAAGAUCCUUGUGCUUGAUCCUGAAAAGAGGCUAACCGUGGAAGGUUCGCUCUCACAUCCCUACUUUGCUGAUUAUGUAGAUGCCACUGAUGAGCCAACUGCAACUUCUUCCUUUGAGUUAAAUGAUAAUCCCAGCAGGUCCAGGGAUGAAUGGAAAGGCAUUAUAUGGCAAGAAAUUCAAAAUUUCACCGGAGACGAUGCUUCGCCGAAGAUUCAAUUCUAA